AGAACUAAGGAGUCAUGAAUAGGGACUUGGCGACCCUGGCCGUGGCGUCCCUGUUGGCCCUGGGCGCCAUCUCGCCGCCGGAGGCCGAGGCCGCCGCCGCCGCCGCGCCCGAGCCCUGUUGUGGUCGCUUCGCCGCCGGUGCGCUCGGCUUUGCUGGGGGUUACCUCAUAGGUCACCACCGCCAUGGAUGCGGAGGAUGUGGAGGAGGAUGUGGAUGGUGCGGAGGUGGAUGGUAUGGGCGCAAGAGGAGGAGUCUCGACGAGGUGAUGGAUGAGGACACUUUGGAGGAGAUGUACUGGAAGAUCGCCUCGAAGGACAGCGACCAGUGCGGCCUCCGCCUGGUGUGCGAGCUGGCGCAGAAGGACCCGCGGGAACUGGAGGACGACGAGAUCGUGUUCCUGCUGCCGUACAGAGGGCGCGAGGAGAGCGACGAGACCACCUCCUUCGGCAAAUACGACAAGGCGGUGUGGCACGGGCAGGAGGGCAACCCGUGCCACAAGAUCUACCCUCUGUGUGUCUUCCCCAACGCGGAGAUCUUGCUGCACCUCCGGACCAACGCCACCCUUGCGCUGGACUGACCUCUGUGGCCUCGUGGAAGGGGCGGCGAGGUCUUCCCUUCUUCGUCGACGCUGUCUUCAGGUUUCAUUCAGUUUUGGAUUUGAUCUGAGAGCUUUGCACUUCUUUGAGUGAUUUGUAACGAUUAUUGUCAUAAUUCUGUUUCUCCCGUCUUCUGUUCGACUAAAUAAAUUUCGGCAUUUGAAAAAAAAAACACCAUCUCCUUUCCUU
Molecule: messenger RNA, 786 nt
Organism: Penaeus monodon (black tiger shrimp)
Lineage: Eukaryota; Metazoa; Arthropoda; Malacostraca; Decapoda; Penaeidae
Exons: 4
Coding region: 15-578 (187 amino acids)
Source: RefSeq, a predicted model, not a curated record